Messenger RNA from Bipolaris oryzae ATCC 44560, 402 nucleotides. RefSeq lists its product as uncharacterized. Lineage: Eukaryota; Fungi; Ascomycota; Dothideomycetes; Pleosporales; Pleosporaceae. The coding region runs from base 1 to 402 and encodes 133 amino acids. The transcript has a single exon. The record is from RefSeq and is a predicted model, not a curated record.
AUGGCGAAGAACAACCGAUUGCCGCAUAGAGUGCGCUUGGGUGUGGUCUCGAUAAGGUUUCCUGAGGCCCACUUUUCUUGGGCUCCACAAGGGAUGAUGUUUAUGUCUCUUGGCCUUUGGUUUUUCGUCUUCUUCUUUACUCCAAAAGCCUACUUGGACAUUGUCAUUGUACGACCAUUUUACAUCUGUCUCUUCUACACCUUUCUGGGUUAUUUUCCCCUUAUCAAGACUGGGACAAGUUGUUUGUCUCCCCUUUUUUUGCAGAAAAUUGUAUGCCUCUCUUCUUCAUCUUUUUCUUACUCUUUGAAGGGAGGGAAAGGCAGGAGCUUGUAUUGUCUUCUUGUGUUUUAUCCUUUUCAAUAUGAAGGGAUAGAUCAUACUCGGGACAAAAUCCAUUGCUAA